AUGGGAGUUGAGACUUCGGACUCCAAGUCCGUGGAGGUGGGGUCGGCGCCUCUUUGGCUCGCACUGGAGUUCUGGCGUGACGGGUGCUAUGAAGAGCACGAUGAAAAAGGUACUGAAUACCAUGGAAAUGUCGAUAUGGAGGUCUCGCUAACGGCGUUUCUUUGGCAGCAAAUGCAUAUCGACAAUGUUCAAUUUUCGCUUUUGGAAGCCAGCGAGAAUUUCAUGGCAACGGUUCUGCUUUUAAUAAGUGGUGUGAUCACCGAUCGAGUCGGUGGAGCUGAGAUGAUCGUUUAUGGAAAUAUCGUUUAUACCAUCGGUUCUAUCCUCGUCGCUGCCGCCGCGACCGUGCGUUCUUUCGAUUUCAUGAUCGGAGGCCGAGUCAUUCUCGCGCUCGGCGAUAUCGCUACACAAAUCGCUCAGUAUAAGAUGUUUUCGUCUUGGUUCCCUCCUAGCAGUGGAUUUGCAUCCACACUAGGCUUUGAGCUCGCUAUUGGCAAGAUAGGCGGGUUUAUUGGCAAGUCGACGGCAAAUAUCAUUGCAAAGAAAACUGGAAACUUUGCAUGGGUCUUUUGGACCUCAGUGUUCAUGAAUCUGUUCACGAAUGCAGCCAGCGCAGCGUUCUGGUUCUUUAACCAGUAUUGUAAUCGCCAUUUCGAGGGGCGACGCGAUAAAGCCACGAAAGAGCAACUGACAGAGAAAAAUAAAAAGUUCGAAUUUCGAAAGAUAUUCGAACUCCCGUGGAUGUUCUGGUCUGUCAUGGCCUUCUCUGUGUUCCAAACGAGUGCCGCGACAGUCUUCAGCCAAAAUGCCACCGAACUGGCUGAGAAGCGGUUCAAUGUUGAUUCGAUCAAGGCCGGGUGGUAUAGUGCUCUUUCGCAGUAUGCAGGCUUUUUCCUCGUUCCCUGCUUGGGCGUGUUCAUCGAUGUCCUCGGCAACCGAGCAUCUGUCUUGUUUGUCUGCGGUCUCGGUAUGCUAUUGAGUAUGGUUCUCAUUAACUUUGCAACAUCGACGGCUGGCACAGGAGCUGCAUUCGGAAUUUACGCCGUUGCCGUGUCCUUUGGACCAACUUCAGUCAUCGACAGCAUUCGCACCACGCUCUGGCACCAAUCAGUCUUUGGGUCUGCGUAUGCAUUGAAGGUCACCAUGAAUAAUGCUAUGAGCAUUAUAAUUCGGAUCAUCACGGGAGCUUUGCAGGAUGCAGAUGACAAUUCAUACCGCCGAGUGGUGCAGGUGUAUCUAGUUCUUGGUGGUGGUGCUCUGGUUGUCGGUUCUGCUAUUCUGAUCGGCUCGUUUGUGACUGAUAACCUGGCGCCACUACAGUGGACUCGGCAUAGACGGUUGACAUCAGGUGCGGCUAUCAUCGAACGGAUUCGAGAACGCAAUUUGGUAACCCAGCAGCGGCGCACUCGGAACAUCUCGAUAUUUUGCUUUGGAGCUCUAAUUUUGUUGACACUUGGGUCGUGGGUGGCGUAUAUUUGGGGUGCGGUGACCGGUCAUAAUUCCUAG
Penicillium expansum is the source of this 1506-nucleotide messenger RNA. Its product is annotated as putative MFS transporter. Gene Ontology annotation, molecular function: transmembrane transporter activity. Lineage: Eukaryota; Fungi; Ascomycota; Eurotiomycetes; Eurotiales; Aspergillaceae. The transcript has 7 exons. The record is from RefSeq and is a predicted model, not a curated record. Gene Ontology annotation, biological process: transmembrane transport. The coding region runs from base 1 to 1506 and encodes 501 amino acids.